AGAUUUAGUUUGUCUCUGGAAAGGCACACUUGAGUGACUGUGUAUCCUUUUGUGUUGCUUUGAUAACAUUUGUCAUAUAUGUCUCAAUUAGUAGCAUUUAGGAAACCAAUAUGUGGACCAAAUUUUCAGGCCUUGUUUAAUUAUAAGGCUUUUCUCUUCUAGGCAAGAGUCACCUUGUGGUUAGAGAAAAGAACUGAUAAGAGCAGAUGUCAUGCUGGAGCCAGGGCAAUGGCCGGUCUUUGAGAAAUAGGAAGAUCCAAAAACUAGCUGGCUUAGGCCAAAGGUGUGGGCAGUGAGCAGGGGAUAGGCAGGAGUUGCAUGGCACACAGACCCUGAGUCUGGACAGGAGGGUCUGUAAGUAGGUGAACAGGCAGCAUCUAAAAAUGCCUGAGCCAAGGGGCGAAACAGGGAUCACAGGCUAGAGAUGUCUCAGAACAUUUUUGGAAGUAAGCAAGAUAUAUACAUUAUAAUUAUAUCAUAAUUAAAUAAUAGAGGUCAUAGGAUGAAGACAGUGCCAGAGGUCCAAGCAGCCAGUCUGGAUCAGCACAAAGCAGUAAGCUAGGAAAUUGUCAGCUGGCACCGUGGAGCAUCAUGAGCACAAAAACCCAUGCUCCUCUCUGUGCAGGAAGCAGCCUGUCUGUAGAUAAACCAGGGAAGCUGUGGUACUUGGCUACAAGUGAGAGAGAAGGAGGUAGCAGUUGAAGUAAGUCUCUGCCAUCAGUUUUUCUUUGCCUUGAAUGCUUAUUCCAUGAGUUUUAGCAGUUUAAUCCUUGGAGAGUGCAGAGCUGCGUGGCAGUGAAGCAGUCCUUGUUGAGCUAUGGCAUGUUCUAAUUUAGCAAGAAAGAUUGCAGCACUUGGUGUGUAUAGGGUUAUGUUUUAUGGGAGUCUGAAAGUGAUAUGUAUAAAAACUCAUCUAUGAUUUUUUAUACAUCUACGUAAUCUGUGAUUAUCUUGGCUUGAUAGUUUGCUAUUUAUCAGUAAGGGUCAAGUAUCAGUUAAUUUUUUCCUUUUUUGUGAAGGUAAGUGAGCAAGAAAUUGUUAUUUAGUGAAACAUUGAUUUAUUUGGCAUUACAAAUUCCAUGAACAAUCCACUUUAUCUCUGCAUAAUGUGUCUUUGCUACAGGUUGAAAUCAGUUGCUUAUGUGUCUCAUGUCUUAAGCAGGAAUGAUACAAUACAUUGACAGCUCAAAUGGCCUCUUAUUUCAGUAACCAGAGCACCAUAAAACCUAAUUCCAACUGCUUAAAAAAAAACCUGAAAUAUUUCAGACCUACCUUCAAAGUAACCCCUACCCAGAAUUUGUGUUCAUCCUUUGUGUUAGUUUUCUGCUACUGCAUAUUACAGAUUACAACAAAUGUAGCAGCUUGAAACAUUACACAUUUUGUCAUCCACAGUUUCUGUGGGUUGGAAAACCAGACAUGGCUUAGCCACAUCUUCUCCUUAGGGUCUCACAAAGCCACAAUCAGAAUGUUGGCCAGGGUGCAUUCUCAUCUGGAGGACUGACUGAUGAAGAACCUGCUUCCAAGCUCACUAAAGGUUGUUGAUAGAAUUCAUAUAUUUGCACCUGCAGUACUAAGAGUCCCAGAUUUUUUCUGGCCUUUGGCUGCCCUCAGCUCCUAGAGGCCACCUACAGUUUCUUGUCAUAUGGACCUUCCCAACUUGGAGGCCCUCUUCAUCAAGCCAUAUAAGAGAGUAGAAGGAAUCUCCUAGCAAGACAGAGUCCUGUAUGAUGGUAUAGAAUCACAGUGUGACAUCUCAUCACUUUUGCCAUAUUCCGUUUGUUAGAAGAAGCAAGUCACAGGUCCCACUCACACUCGAGAAGGAGAUUUCUAAACAAAGGUGUGAACACUGGGAAGCAGGCAUCAUGGGAGGGGCACUUUUAGUCUGUCUGCCACAUCCUUCUCUUGCUUUUCUUUAUAGUUUUACAACCUGUGUACGUAUUUCUAAAGAAUAUUGUCACAUUUGCAUGCUUUUGAAACUUUGUAUAAAUGGAAUUUCAUUGUAGUUAUUCUACAACCUGCCUUUUUUUUUUUAACUUUGUGAGAUUAAUCUAUGUUAAUGCCUAUUCCCGUAGCUCGUUUAUUGUUCAGUGUGGCAUAGGAUUCCUUUACUUAAAUGUACAUUUUAUUUAUACAGUGUUUUGGUCACUAUAUAUUUGCUGUUUUCGUUUUUUUUUUUUUUUUUUUUUUCAAAUCUAAUCAAUGCUACCUUGAUUAUUUUUGUAUAUAUCUCCUUAUGCACUUUUACAAGAAAUUCUAGGGAAUAUACCUAUAGUGGAGUUGCCUUGGUAAUCUCUUGCUUAACAAGAUAAUUCCAAUUUAUUGUCCAAAGUAGUUCUGAUUUACACUCCCAAUAGGAGUGUUUAACAGUUACAGUUGUUCCACAUGCUCACCAAAAUUUGGUUUUGUUAGGCUUUUGAUUUGUGCCAGUCUGAUGGGUAUAUUACGGUAUUUUGCAGUUUUAGUUUACAUUUUCUUUAUAACUCUUUUAAUGUGUUUAUUGGUCAAUCUUGUGUUCUCGUGUGAAGAUAUUAAUAGUUCUUGGAGUCAUUUCCCUGUUUUUCUAUUAUGGUACUUUAUUGUUUUAAAUACUGCUUUUCAGAUGUCCUUUGUAUAUUCUGGAUACUAAUUCCUUGUCAGUUUUGAAUUUUGCAAAUUUCUUCUCCAGUGUAGAACUUGUUUUUACUUUCCAUUUGGUACCUUUUAAUAGGCAGAAGUUAUUAAUGUAAAUGUACUCGAAUUAUCAUUAUUUUAUGGGUUUUGCUUUUUGUAUCCUAAGAAAAUUGAAAUUAAGUCUAUGUUGAAGUCACAAAACUCUCUUAUGUUUUCUUCUAAAUUUUAAUAUUUUACUUUUCAUGUUUAAAUAUUUAAUUCAUUGUUUGCAAAGAAGGCAUCCAGGUUCAUUUUUUCCUCAUUUAAAUGUCCAGCUGUUCCAACAUUAUUGAAUAGUCCAUCUUUAUCCACUGAUUAGCUUUGUCCACUCUGUCAGAAAUCAGAUUAUUACCUAUGUACAUAGGUCUGUUUCUGGACUAAUUUUAUUUUUUUCUGGUUGUCUCUAACUAUCUCUAUUCAGUGCUGUCUUCAUUUUUAAAUGUUUUGACAUCAAAAAGACCAAAUCCCUUUACCGUGUUUUUCUUUGUUAGUGUCUUGUUUGUUCCUAUUUGCUCCUAUAUAUCAAGUUUAUGGUCAGCUUGUCAGCUUCUAUGAAAAGCCCUGUUGAGGCUUCGAUUGGAAUUACUUUAUGUCCAUACACCUAUUUGGCAUGAAUCAGCAUUUUAUAAUACAGCAUCUUUCCAUCCAUGAAUGUAUUAGGUUUAUUUAUCUAUUUAUUUAGGUCAUUUUAAAUGUUUUUCAUGAAGUUUUAUAGUUUUAUUUAUAAAGAGUUUUGAUCACUUGUUAGAUUUUGUUGCUAUUCUAAAAAUCAUUUUAAAUACACAUAUUUUCUAUUUAUUGCUAUUCUAUUUAUGCAUUUUCUAUUCCUAAUUAUAGAAGUAUAAUUAACUUUUGUAUAUUGAUCUUGCAUUUUUGCCACCUUGCUAAGCUGUCUCACUAAUUAUAAUUUAUCCGUAGCUUGUUUUAAGUGGACAGUCAUAUUGUGUAGAUAAUUCCAUUUCUUUCUAUUCAGUUCUUAUAAUUUUUCUAUCUCUCCAGCCCAUCUUUAGAGCUACUUUGAGAGUUGUCAUUUUAGCAGAACACAUACAUUUAGAUGUAACAUGUGCCUGAAAGGUCAUCAUUUUCAUGAAAUUUCUAGAGUCUACCCUAGCACAGGGGCCUCUCCUUCCUCUGAACCUUUAUGAAUUUACUUGCCUAUACUACCUUUUUGUUGGUCACCCUAUGCUUGUGAUGUUAAUCUCUUUGUUUAUGUUGUAUCUCAGCCAUUUUUUUCCCUUCAUAGCAUUAGGGCAGCACCCCAGGCCUAUGAGCACCAAAGAUUGGUUGGUUGGUUAAUUGAAAUGCCUUCUGGAUACUUGCAUUUAUAUGGUACCAUUAGGCUUCUCAGCUCCACCAGAUGGCCUCCCCCAAGUCCCCCACAUGGCAUACUGUGCUCUGGAAAACCUGUAUCUUCUGAUGGGAAGGGAACUGGAAUAUCUAGAGGAGGUACCUCCAGGAAAUGUGCUAGGAAUAGGAGGCCUUCAAGAUUUUGUGCUGAAAUCUGCAACACUGUGUAGCCUGCCAUCCUGCCCACCAUUUAUACCACUCAACUUCGAAGCCACUCCUAUUGUGAGAGUUGCUGUUGAACCAAAACAUCCAAGUGAAAUGCCUCAGCUCGUAAAAGGAAUGAAACUGUUAAACCAGGCUGAUCCCUGUGUCCAGAUUUUAAUUCAGGAAACGGGAGAGCACGUUUUAGUCACAGCAGGAGAAGUCCACCUUCAGCGAUGCCUGGAUGACUUAAAAGAAAGGUUUGCAAAGAUUCAUAUCAGUGUAUCUGAACCUAUUAUUCCAUUCAGAGAAACAAUCACAAAACCCCCAAAAGUUGACAUGGUCAAUGAAGAAAUAGGCAAACAGCAAAAAGUUGCAGUCAUACACCAAAUGAAAGAAGAUCAAAGCAAAAUCCCUGAAGGAAUCCAAGUUGACUCUGACGGGCUAAUCACCAUAACAACUCCCAAUAAACUUGCCACGCUCAGUGUUCGAGCCAUGCCCCUUCCAGAAGAAGUCACCCAGAUUCUGGAAGAAAAUAGUGAUUUGAUUCGUUCUAUGGAGCAGUUGACAUCCUCUUUGAAUGAGGGUGAAAAUACUCACAUGAUUCAUCAGAAGACCCAAGAGAAAAUUUGGGAAUUCAAAGGAAAACUGGAGCAACACCUAACAGGGAGAAGAUGGAGGAACAUUGUUGACCAAAUCUGGUCAUUUGGCCCAAGAAAAUGUGGGCCCAACAUACUAGUCAAUAAAAGUGAAGAUUUUCAGAACUCAGUAUGGACAGGUCCAGCUGACAAAGCUUCAAAAGAAGCCAGUAGAUACCGAGAUUUGGGCAAUAGCAUUGUGAGUGGCUUCCAACUAGCAACCCUCUCUGGCCCCAUGUGUGAGGAGCCUCUCAUGGGUGUCUGUUUUGUUCUGGAAAAAUGGGACCUAAGUAAAUUUGAGGAACAAGGAGCAAGUGAUCUGGCAAAAGAGGGACAGGAGGAAAAUGAAACCUGUUCUGGUGGAAAUGAAAACCAAGAGCUACAAGAUGGCUGCUCUGAGGCCUUUGAGAAGAGGACAUCACAGAAAGGAGAAUCUCCACUCACUGACUGCUAUGGACCUUUCUCAGGACAGCUAAUUGCCACCAUGAAAGAAGCAUGUCGCUAUGCACUGCAAGUGAAACCUCAGCGCCUGAUGGCAGCUAUGUACACAUGUGACAUCAUGGCCACUGGUGAUGUUCUCGGUCGAGUCUAUGCUGUCUUGUCAAAGAGAGAAGGUCGGGUACUUCAAGAAGAAAUGAAAGAAGGGACAGACAUGUUCAUCAUCAAGGCUGUGCUGCCUGUUGCUGAAAGCUUUGGUUUUGCUGAUGAAAUCAGGAAGAGGACAAGUGGCCUGGCCAGCCCACAACUAGUAUUCAGCCAUUGGGAGAUCAUUCCCAGUGACCCCUUCUGGGUGCCAACUACUGAGGAGGAAUACUUGCACUUUGGGGAGAAGGCUGACUCUGAGAACCAAGCCCGGAAGUACAUGAACGCAGUACGAAAGCGGAAGGGGCUUUAUGUGGAAGAAAAGAUUGUGGAGCAUGCAGAAAAGCAGAGGACACUCAGCAAAAAUAAGUAGCUACCUACUACUGGUGGAUUCUUUUCCUUAUAGUGAAUUUAAAAGUAUCAUCAAGGGUUUAAUAUUGGGAAAAUUUCUUUUUGCCACAUUAUCUCUGUUUAUUCACUUUCAAUAAAGUUGAUCCAUAUAAAUAUUUUAAA
Messenger RNA from Homo sapiens (human), 5870 nucleotides. RefSeq names its product elongation factor like GTPase 1 (gene EFL1). Bases 3976 to 5730 code for a protein of 584 amino acids. Gene Ontology annotation, biological process: cytosolic ribosome assembly. NCBI's taxonomy places the organism in Eukaryota, Metazoa, Chordata, Mammalia, Primates, Hominidae. Gene Ontology annotation, molecular function: GTP binding; GTPase activity. The transcript is spliced from 7 exons. The record is from RefSeq and is a predicted model, not a curated record.